AUGAAGGGCGUAAAAAAGGAAGGAUGGAUAUCUUAUAAAGUUGAUGGAAUAUUUUCGUUCUUAUGGCAAAAGAGAUACUUGGUACUGAAUGAUUCGUAUUUGGCGUUUUACAAAAGCGAUAAGUGUAAUGAGGAACCAGUCUUGUCUGUGGCUUUGACUAGUAUAACAAACGUUAGCAGGAUACAAUUAAAACAAAAUUGUUUUGAGAUUCUUCGGACAACAGAUCAAAAAGAGAACAUAUCCCCCAUAAACUCCUACUUUUAUGAAUCAAAUUCUAAAAGAUCGAUAUUCAUUUCUACAAGAACCGAACGAGAUUUGCAUGGUUGGCUUGAUGCUAUUUUUGCCAAAUGUCCACUACUUAGCGGCGUUUCAUCACCAACGAAUUUUACACAUAAAGUACACGUCGGGUUCGACCCAAAAGUGGGCAAUUUUGUUGGAGUACCUGAUAGUUGGGCCAAACUACUACAAACCUCAGAAAUCACCUAUGAUGAUUGGAACAGAAACUCGAAAGCAGUUAUUAAAGCAUUACAGUUUUAUGAAGACUAUAAUGGACUCGAUACUAUGCAAUUCAAUGAUCAGCCCAACACAAGCCUAGAUUUGAAGCCUUUAAAAAGUCCGCCAAGGUAUAUUAUAAACAAGAGAACUAAUUCUAUCAAGAGAUCAGUGAGUAAGACUCUUCGCAAAGGCAAAACAGAUUCUAUUUUGCCUGUCUAUCAAUCAGAACUUAAACCAUUCCCGAGAUCCGGUGAUAAUAAUUGCAGCGUUGCUAACAUAGUGGACACUAAACUAUAUGAUGAAUGCAGAAUGUACGCUAGUAAAGAAAAUACAGCAGAACUCCAGAGAAAUCAGUUAGGAAAGAAAGAACAGCAAGCUAUUCAAAACCAUUUGCGAAGGCAUGAUAGCAAUGCGACAUUGAAACCCCGUCGACUGGCGCCAUCUGCGCCUGCUACAAAAGGACACGAUAGUAAAAUCAAAUCGCACAGGGAGGAUCUUCUUGAACUUAGGGAUAAUGAUGAUUCGUAUGAAAUAAUAAUGAAGAUGAAAACCGUUGCCAUCGACGUAAACCCAAGACCGUAUUUCCAGCUGGUAGAAAAGGCAGGUCAAGGAGCAAGCGGUGCAGUCUACCUGUCAAAGCGAAUAAGGCUGCCCCAAGAAAAUGAUUCGAGAUUCUUAAAGUCACAUUGUCAUCGGAUCGUAGGAGAAAGUGUGGCUAUAAAGCAAAUACGAUUAUCUGAACAACCCAAGAAACAAUUGAUCAUGAAUGAACUCCUAGUGAUGAACGACUCGCGUCAAGAAAAUAUCGUUAACUUCCUUGAAGCCUAUAUUAUUGAUGACGAAGAGUUAUGGGUGAUAAUGGAGUACAUGGAAGGGGGCUGUUUAACAGAUAUAUUGGAUGCAGCCGCGGGGAGCAAUACUGGCAAUAACUCAUCGCCGUUAAAUGAAAACCAAAUGGCAUAUAUAGUAAAAGAGACGUGCCAGGGUUUGAAGUUUUUACACAACAAAAAGAUUAUUCAUCGGGAUAUAAAAUCUGAUAAUAUCCUUCUUAACUCCCAGGGGUUAGUAAAAAUUACAGACUUUGGGUUUUGUGUGGAACUAACAGAGAAAAGAAGCAAACGUGCUACCAUGGUGGGCACCCCAUAUUGGAUGGCACCUGAAAUAGUGAAUCAGAAGGGCUACGAUGAGAAAGUCGACGUUUGGUCACUAGGGAUAAUGCUUAUUGAGAUGAUAGAAGGUGAACCACCUUAUCUGAAUGAGGAUCCCUUAAAGGCACUAUAUUUGAUAGCCAAUAAUGGCUCACCAAAAUUAAGGCAUCCAGAGUUGGUGUCAAAGGAAACCAAACAGUUCUUAGAUGCCUGCUUGCGAGUGAAUGUUGAAUCAAGAGCAUCAGUGAGGAAAUUAUUAACGUUUGAAUUUUUGCUAAUUGCAUGCGGUCCUGAGGAGCUCAAAGCAGCCUUAAAGUGGCAUUAG
Messenger RNA from Saccharomyces paradoxus, 1968 nucleotides. It is a transcript of the gene SKM1, whose product is annotated as putative serine/threonine protein kinase SKM1. The coding region runs from base 1 to 1968 and encodes 655 amino acids. Gene Ontology annotation, molecular function: ATP binding; protein serine/threonine kinase activity. The transcript has a single exon. Gene Ontology annotation, cellular component: cytoplasm. Gene Ontology annotation, biological process: regulation of MAPK cascade; protein phosphorylation; intracellular signal transduction. The record is from RefSeq and is a predicted model, not a curated record. Lineage: Eukaryota; Fungi; Ascomycota; Saccharomycetes; Saccharomycetales; Saccharomycetaceae.